This is a messenger RNA of Hypoxylon fragiforme, 1365 nucleotides long. RefSeq lists its product as uncharacterized. The coding region runs from base 1 to 1365 and encodes 454 amino acids. The transcript has 6 exons. Lineage: Eukaryota; Fungi; Ascomycota; Sordariomycetes; Xylariales; Hypoxylaceae. The record is from RefSeq and is a predicted model, not a curated record.
AUGUCUUCCCCGGAUGCAUCAACACCCGACCCAGCGGCGGCAGCAGCCGCUGCUGAAGCUGCCGCCGCGGCAAUGCGUCAGUUCACCAUCGAAGCGUGGACACUUCUAGCUUUCGGCAUUGUAGUUACCAUUCUCAGGACGUACGCUCGAAUAAAAGCUGUUGGGGUCAAGCGAUUACAAGCCGAUGAUUUCUUGGUCUGGAUUGGGGUGACCUUCUAUGCCGUAGAGACUAGUUUGGCAUAUUCGGUCGGUGCUGUUGCUAAAGGGUUGGCCAACAAUGGCAUGACAGAUGAACAGCGGGCCGCAUUGUCUCCAGAUAGCGAAGAAUAUACUACAAGAGUCAUUGGUUCCAAGAUCCAACUCGCAGGAUGGUCAUCCUAUUCUGUGCUUCUCUGGGCACUCAAGGCUUCUCUUCUCGUCUUCUACUUGCGGUUGACUUCUGGCCUGGCUCGUACUUACUUGAUUCGCAUCUAUAUCGGAUUCGGACUUCUCCUCGCCAGUUUCAUUACUAUCUUGAUGAAUCUCUUCCUCGCCUGUCGACCAUUUUACAGAUAUUGGCAGAUAAAUCCUGACCCUGGCAAUGUUUGCCAACCCGCUAUUUCGAACCAGGUCAUUUGGGUGUACCUCUCCAUGAAUGUCAUCACCGAUCUUUACCUACUUUCCAUCCCCGUGCCUAUGCUUUGGCAAUCAAGUCUGAAGCCAGUCAAGAAAUUCGGCUUGAUUAUUCUUUUUAGCGGAGGUUUAUUUGUCGUCGCUUGCGCCAUUCUGCGUUGCGCGCUCAUUGUAACGGACCCAGUUAAUGGCGCGCAACUAGCCGGAUCUUGGGCCGUUCGGGAAACCUUCGUCGCGGUCGUCACGACGAACCUACCCAUGAUUUUCCCGCUCUUCAAGAUGUGGCUCACCCCCAUCUUCGGCUCUCUGCUCACGACCGUCCGCUCGCAGCAGCGACUCACCGACAAGGAAUCGAAGAGCGACCUGCGCACGUUCGGCGGCGGCAGCCACCAGAGCUGGCGACGCCGCGGGGGCCCGCCCACCGCAAACCCCAUCACCAACAUCACGUUCAACGAGAGCGAGGAGCGCAUGGUGGACGAGGUGAAAAUGCAGGAUCUCAAGGGCUGGACCGACACGAGCACGAAUGGCAGUGGCGGCGGCGGCGGCAACGCGGUGGCCCCCAACGGUAAUAAUAUACACAAGCACGUGGAGGUCGAGGUGGUCAGCGAGGCGCGCGACGAGAAGGAUCUGGAAGCGGAUAACCAUCGACACGUCGUUCCGGAUGAAGAGAACCAACACCAGCAAUCACACGGCAACUUCACCUUUGCGAGAGGCCCGCGGAGGUCAAGUUAUACCGGCCAUAGUCGUCCGUGA